Molecule: messenger RNA, 847 nt
Organism: Eutrema salsugineum
Lineage: Eukaryota; Viridiplantae; Streptophyta; Magnoliopsida; Brassicales; Brassicaceae
Exons: 2
Coding region: 86-766 (226 amino acids)
Source: RefSeq, a predicted model, not a curated record
CCCCGGUAAUCCGUCGACGGCUUCAGCAUUCACAUAGGGAAUUCAGAGGAUAGCAAAAAAAAAAUAACAAAGAGUUUUUCCUGAGAUGAAGAAGGGAAGUAGCUUUCCGAUGUCGAUUUUAUUGUUGGUCUCACUCUGGGUGCUAGCUACCUCCAAACUUGACGGAAACCCGGCUAGUGAGAUGGUGAGCAUCUUGAACCAGAACAGAACAGCUCGGAAACUCAGCAAAUUAAAUGAGAGUCCUGGUCUUGGCUGCAUGGCCCUCCAGUAUGUUGAGCACUGCAAGGGAAAUUGCAAUGUCAACGACACUCUGACCUGUGAACCCCCUGAAGACGACUUCACUCAGGUUUUUGCCCCCAACUGUGGUGUAGAACUUCCCUCUUUUGGGACCAUAACAGGCCAUGUCAUCGGCUGCAGCACUAAGUAUGUGACGCCAGAAGUCGCCUUCUCAGACAUUCUCUUCAGAGAUAACCAAGCGUUGCUUGUGCUCAGAAACAGGUCGCAUACUGAGGUUGGGGUGGGAAUGGCUAGGUUGCAUAAAGGUACAUUCUUUUGGUGCCUUCUCUUUAGUGAUGGUGGGACAAACUCGUCCUUUGCUCUGGAAGAUAACGGCCGGGGCAUUAAACAAAGAAAAGGCUGCUACAGCGGAAGUGCUUUCCCUUGCAGCAAUGCUCCAGUGAUUUGUAUGCGCUUUCUCAACAGCUUUCUGGGCAUUCUCUUGUCUUCCUUUUGUGUGUUUAGACAUUGUGGGUGCCUUCAGUGUUGAUUCUGAAAGGCAAACCCAUUUGGUUUGUUGUUUGUAAAGCCAAUAAUGAGGGUUUAAGUAAGGGGAUGAGAUAUGAUUGGU